This is a messenger RNA of Chelonoidis abingdonii (Abingdon island giant tortoise), 3443 nucleotides long. It is a transcript of the gene DUSP14, whose product is annotated as dual specificity phosphatase 14. Gene Ontology annotation, cellular component: cytoplasm. Gene Ontology annotation, biological process: protein dephosphorylation. Gene Ontology annotation, molecular function: MAP kinase tyrosine/serine/threonine phosphatase activity. The record is from RefSeq and is a predicted model, not a curated record. Lineage: Eukaryota; Metazoa; Chordata; Testudines; Testudinidae.
CACCCCUGCUACCACUGAGGGGAGGGGAAAGAAGGAGGGGCUGUCACAGGCUGGGAGCCGUGAGAUCAGAUGUCAGCAGCUCAGGGAGACAUUCCCAGGAAGGGAAAAGUGCUGCUCAUUCAUCACCCUGCGCUGGGACAGCCUGGACCACAGCUGCUCUUGUGGAGAGGAAGCAACCUAGGAAGGGAGCUGCUGGGAACCCCUGUCGAUGUCUCCCAACACCAGGGGUUAGUGACCAAGCGGAGAAAAGUUCUUCCUUAUUAAAGCCUCUAGGCAAGACAAUUUCCUUGGUAGAUCACAUUGGAUCCCUUCCUAUAAUGGAAGCCUGAGAGCCAGGAACCUCCAUGACCUCCAGAAACCACCACUCCUUACCACGAGUUCUGAUGGCACCUCGAAUGUUUACUGAAGGAGAACUUGGGGGCAUCGCCCAAAUCACCCCCUCUCUGUACCUGAGCAGGGGCAGCGUGGCCUCGAACCGACAACUUCUUCUGUCCCGGGGCAUCACCUGCAUAAUCAAUGCCACCAUUGAGAUCCCCAACUUUAACUGGCCCCAAUUUGAGUAUGUCAAAGUGCCUCUGGCUGAUGUGCCCAAUGCCCCCAUUUCCCUCUACUUUGACAGCGUGGCGGAUAAGAUACAAAGCGUCACGCGGAAGCACGGGGCCACCUUAGUCCAUUGUGCAGCUGGUGUGAGCAGAUCGGCCACCCUGUGCAUCGCUUAUCUGAUGAAGUACUACAACGUGUCUCUGUUUGAGGCUUACAACUGGGUCAAGUCAAGGCGCCCCGUCAUACGCCCCAACGUGGGUUUCUGGAGGCAGCUGAUAGACUACGAACGGAAGUUGUUUGGGAAGACGACGGUUAAAAUGGUACAGACGCCUUAUGGUAUACUCCCAGACGUUUAUGAGAUAGAGGGGAGACACCUCAUGCCUUACUGGGGGAUUUAAUGUGAUUGCAUCAACAGGAAGAAUAAGAGCACAAGAGACUUGCUGUUCUGAAUCUACCAGACUGGAGCCAUCCUCUUCUCUUUUGAUGGCCGACUUUUAGUUCUUUACCAUACAGCAGAACCUUGCCAAUUGUCACGUCCCUAACCAGCAAGGCCAACACUUUCCAAAAAACAUACACACACACGGAAUCCUUGCCCUAUCUUCCCUUGAUUGAACAGUACAGUGAGCUCUCUUUACUAAACGUAGUUCUUCCACAAAGCAUCCCCUGCAGUCAGUUUACUAGUAUACUACAAGUGAAGAACUAAAAGGCACUUGACAGAAUUAAUGAACAAAGUACGCUUUGUGAUGAGGUAGCCUGGAUAUUUCUUUACUAGCUUAUUUUCUUCCGCGCAAAACCCUGUAGCCAUUGAGCGGCACUAGCACAGAAUGAAUGAGCUCCACCUCUAAACUCCAAUUCAAUGUGUUGGUUUUAUUAAGAGACAGGGAGGGAGGAGUGUGGAAAAGUGUUGCUAAUGCUGUCAUUUUCUUUCAAUACCAUAGUGGCUCUCAGUAUAUAGUGUUAGAGAUAGUUAGCCAGCUUUUUAAACCUUUAUAAAUAGUUAAGCCAGUCAAAGCCUGUCAUAAAUAAAAUAAUUUAAACAAUUAAGACAAAUGAAGGCUGCCACGUCCUUCCUCCACCCCCAUUCCACACCAGGGUAGCAGAUCCUGCAAGCAUUUAUACACCUGAAUAAUUUGAUGUACAUGAGUAAGUGUUUGCAUGAUUGAGGAGCAAACAACAGAGCUCAUUUCCAAGUGAAGACCAGGACAGAAGUGAUGGGUUAACCUUUCCCACACUGGCCAGCCAAAUUAAGCUUCGUCUACACGACUACCCUCCCAAAGGGGUUGGAGCUGUAUUUUUUAGUAUUCAGUCAACCAGUAAAUAGAAAGUCGGUAAAUCUGCUUGAUAACUGAGCUGUAAGUAUAGUCGUGAUCUGCCUCAGAUCUUUUUCAAUUCACACAGUGUUAGGGCCUCAAGGAUUAUGUUGCAUUCCUGAAUUUUCUAAGCAAAAUACGUUAAUCUGUUAAACCUCCAGUACAAAGGUGUCUUCAUAGAGAAGUCUUUGCUUUGUUUUGCUUCUGAUGAGGGGGAAAAAAGAAAAGGUUCUAGCCUGAAAAGUGGUAGAAGAUACUAGAUGAAAUGACAGCUGAGUCGUGAGUAUUAUCCACAUCUUUGCAUAUCACUAUUUAACAAACAUAGCUGGAACAUCGAAAGAACAGAGCAAGUAACUUACUCAGCAAGACUGUUUGCGUUUUUCCUUGUUUCUCUAAAGGAGGAAGAUGCAGAUUUCUGGAUACAUAGAGAUAGAUAUCUGAUUUAAAUGAGAGACUAUACUUGUAAAAAAUAAUCUUAAUAAAGAUUAAAACUAGAACCCAGGAGUUCCUGUUCAUAAUCAGGCUCUUACCAUCUCUGAAAUUCCAGCAACAAUGGUCGUUAAGCUUCAGUGUUAAUACACAUCACACAUACAAAUGGAUUUUUAUUAAAUCUUGUAAUCAGUUACCAGUAACUUGACUAAAUUGCGUACACUAAAUCUAGACCUUUAAGACACAUUAACAUAGACCUCUCGCUACAGAAAAGCCAGGCACUGAAUUGGGCUCCUUACUGCAUUUUUAUCCUCUAGAGUUGUAUUUGAAUGUCUGUAAUGCUGAUAUUCUGGUUUAAGACAAGUAUUGGAAAUAACUGAUGUGUUUGUCAUAAUGGUUUGUUGCACCAGACAGUGUAGAGUCUACAACGUAGUGGGCAGGAUUCUGGUCUUGCAGGGUAAAUCAGAACUACUGAAAAUAACGAAGUUGUCCCUUGUGAAAAAACAAUGUUUAAAUGGGAUCAGAAUCAAGUCUCUGUUGCCUGAGCUGCACAUGCAUCAGUGGGAAAACAAAAUUUAAAUAGAUUCAUGACAGAGGGUUGGCCUGAAUCCAAGAGAUACACUUGGAUUAACUCAGUACUGGAAGGAAGUUUUCAAAUGAACUGUGAAGAUCUGAAUUUCACCACAGUGGGUAGGUACCACGUGGCUACUGGGAAAAGAAAAUGCUACAGUAGCUUGUAGGGUCAGAGUCAGUGUCCAAUGAAGUCAAUGGAAUGACUCCCACUGAAGUCAGUGGCCAGUGAAUUGGGCUCCAAGGCCGCUUACUGCAUUUGGUGGGAUAAUGGUGCAAGGAGAUAUAGAAAGGGAGAACUCUGCUUACCUCUUGAGGCAUAGAAAGGAGAAGCAUCCGCAGAAACCACAUCAGCUGUGGGCUCAACACAUAUAUGUACCCAAGGUUUUGGGCAUAAUGAAACCACUGUUAAAACGAAGUUGUUCUAAAAUACCUUAACGCUUUCAAGACCACAUAUUUAAAUGGUUAUUUUUCCUUACAUGUGUACCCCCAAUUCCACUGCAAACCCUUCUUUACAUUUCUCUCUGUUAACUGCUGAGUGCAGGAGGGGAGUUUCUUCCCCUUUUUAGAAUCAUAGACAUGGAGGGCUGG